Molecule: messenger RNA, 495 nt
Organism: Cryptococcus amylolentus CBS 6039
Lineage: Eukaryota; Fungi; Basidiomycota; Tremellomycetes; Tremellales; Cryptococcaceae
Exons: 3
Coding region: 1-495 (164 amino acids)
Cellular component (GO): membrane; endomembrane system
Source: RefSeq, a predicted model, not a curated record
AUGUCCUCCUGGUACGACACCCUCACCUCCGCCCCAGUCAUCAUCGCGACCACCCUCGGCGUGUCUCUUGCUGCUGUCGUUGCUACACAGAUCAAAGGCCCCCAGACGCUCGCGCAGGCUCAGACCCAGGUCCAGGAAGUCAAGGCUAGUGUCAACGCUGCUGACGUGAAAGGCAAAGCUGCCCAGGCUGACGACCCCAUCACCCUCGCCGAGCUCGCCAAGCAUGACGGCUCUGACCCCUCGAAGCCCAUCUAUCUCGCCAUCAAGGGCAAAGUAUUCGACGUGACUGCCAAGCGGGAGAUGUAUGGACCGGGGCGAGGAUACAAUGUGUUUGCGGGCAAGGACGGGUCGAAGGGGCUGGGGAUGUCGUCGCUGGACCCUGGGGACGCUGUGGCGGACUUUUCUGGGCUGAACGAGACGCAGAUGAACACGCUGAACCAGUGGGAGGCCUUCUUCACAAAGCGCUACAACAUCGUCGGGCGCGUGGUGCAGUAG